AGCAGGGGUGGCGGCGGGAGCGGCAGAAGUCUUGCCCUUGCCCUUUCCGUUAGGCUGGGCGGCGGCGGCCGAGGUGGCUGCGGCAGCGGCAGAUGUGACGCUCUCCUUCAUCUUGCUGGCAACGCUUUUGGAGACCUGGCUGGCCUCUGUAACGGGGCAGACGACGGUGGUGGAGAUGACAGAGUCGGUCACGAUGACGGUCGAGACAGCUCCAGGCGGCAGAGCCGAGAUGGCAGCAGUCUGGUUGGCAUUGGCGGGGCAGUUGGUGACAGUGGGCGCGCACGAGAUGAUGGUGCGGACGGCGGUCUCCUUGACAGUGAGGGUGGUCAACUGGACACCGGCAUUGCCAGAAGCAGCAGCGGAGCUCGCGGCGGCGGAGCUGGCGGGGUCCUUGGUGGGAGAUGCGCCCUUGCGACCCUCACCGGCGGCAAUGCUGGUGGGAGCAGUAGCGUUCUGGCGCUUGAAGUUGCGGAAGUCGAGGUGCGGGUGCCUCGGCUGAUGGUGGGAGUAUGCAGCGGCGACGGCCGCGAAUACUCCCAUGACAGUAACUGACUUCAUCUUGGCGGAUGGUCUGUUGCUUCGUUGGUGGUAAUGACGGUAAUGGAAGAAGGAACACCGAGAUAGGUCGAUGUUAUAUGAGGAUUCCCUGUAUCCGGUUUGCUCUUGCAGAUCUAUCGUCCAAAGGAAUGAAUUCGCACGUCGAGUUCAAAGCAAUGGGAUGAGAUGAAAGAAAAGAAAGUAGUGAAAAUCGAUUCCACACGGAAGAAAAAAAGUAGACAAAAGGGGUUGGCUGGCAGACACAGUUGCUCGGCUUAUCGAAUGUAGAUAGGUACAGAAGUAAACUAAGCUGCGGGAGGCGACUGGGGCGAAUUGCAUGAAUAUGUUCACAAGUUUGAAGAAAAUGAACGGUGUUUGAGAUAUAAUCUCGAAAGAAUGUAAAUAGGCCUGAAAAUGACGCCGUUUGAAGGAGAGAUACCACAAGAGAAGACGAGGGUGAGGAGGGAAGAGCAAGCUAGAGAAGCCAUUGACAGCCGAGGGGAACCUCGCGGCCCUUUUGAUGUUUGCCAAAUCGCUCAAGAGCCACACCCUCUCAAGCCUUGCAUAGUCGAGCCCCGUGGACUGGUGGAUAUGAUUAGCAUGCUCCGGACCAAGGAACGGGCCCUUGUUCGACAAGGCCCCGUCUCAUCAAUCCGCUGCUGUAAUCCUGGGACGUCAAUUUAUUGUUCCAGGCACAAUCCUCGGUCGCUUACCCUAGUUGCUCCUGCUAGAUAUUAUUACUUGGCAACAUGA
This is a messenger RNA of Pyricularia oryzae 70-15, 1290 nucleotides long. RefSeq lists its product as uncharacterized. The coding region runs from base 952 to 1290 and encodes 112 amino acids. The record is from RefSeq and is a predicted model, not a curated record. NCBI's taxonomy places the organism in Eukaryota, Fungi, Ascomycota, Sordariomycetes, Magnaporthales, Pyriculariaceae. The transcript has a single exon.